Molecule: messenger RNA, 1709 nt
Organism: Seminavis robusta
Lineage: Eukaryota; Bacillariophyta; Bacillariophyceae; Naviculales; Naviculaceae
Source: the annotation of a GenBank genome assembly
AUCCUUGGAUUUAGGUCAUCGGCACCCGAGUACAGUGCGCGUCACAGUGAAGACAUUCCCAUUUCCCACGCCUCCCUCCACCACAACCACCAUCAUCAACCCACCUCGAUCGAUACCCUGCUUCUCGCACUAAAGCAGUCAGAUGCUCUGCCAUUGUACUCUUCUUGCUAGAAUAAGGCAGCUAUAGUAGAACCUCUUUUGUCUUCCUUCCAAGCCUCACAAAACUGUUCUUCAAGGCAUCAGCUAAAGCAUAGAGUCUCGCGAGGAUUGUUUGCUGUAGCGCUUGAUUUUGGACCUCCUUGCUGUGAUCUGGAAGGUGCUGAUUCCAGAGAUUAUUCGGUUUACUUGGUGUCUAUCAAAAGAGUAAGCAGAAGAUUGGUGGCAGAAGAGUGCUCAAGAGCAACAAUAACAACCUCGAAGACACACCCAUUGGUAGUUAGAAAUAUCAAUUCACCAUGGCUUACCGCAUGCCCAACGGGUAUUCCAACGAAGGCGAUGACGACUAUGAUUCGCAAGAUGACGAGAGUGUCGCCAUCAGCGUAGAUAUUGAUUCAGAGUACGAAGGAAGUGAUGGUGAAUACAGUGAAGCAGAAAACAAUGAAGAAGAAGACAAUCACCGUCACAGACGAGGAGGAGGCCAUGGCAAGGGACCUCCACGACGAUCCAAAUCCUUUCAAGAGGAUCACCUACGAGGAAGUCACAGUGGUCAAGGACGCGACUCUCAUCAUCAUCAUGGACGAGAAGGAGGCCGCCGCCCACCCCCACGCAGCAAAACCUUUGAUGGUGGUCACAAUUCCAUGCGAUCGCUCGGUGGACCCCGCAUGCCCCGUCGGGAAAAUUCCAAGACAAAAUUGGAUAAGGAAGCCAUUGCCAGCAAUCGAGCACGGCGAUUGAGAGCCAUGGGAGAAAGUACGGGUGACAGAAGGGUACAGUUGUUGCGGCGUUCUCAAUCCUUCAAGGGGGAUAAAAAGUCGGGUGCUUCCUUGACAAGAGAUAAAGAUGACGAAGAAAAGAAAGAUGAGGGGCGUCGUGCACCCCGACGACCAAACUCCAAGGAGUCUUCGGCAUUACCAGAGGAAGAUCAACAAUAUGCUCGUACCGCGGCCCGUGGAGUGACACGCAGCAAGUCACUCAAAGCAGAGCGCCCCAAUCUCACCAAACAAUCCAGUCAAGUCAUGAGUCGAUUGAAUAAAAUGAAGGGUGCUGGACCGGGCAAGGAAGGACCCUCCAGUCGGCAUCGUACCAGAGAGAGUAAGAGCAAAGAUGGAAAUUCAGAAGUCAAAAAAGAAGCCGCGGCAGCAUCACCAAAGGCCACCGGCUUGCAGUGGUGAGGAAAAAGAGGAGGAAAAGAAAAUAAUGCAGAGUGCAAAUGGUUGCAGAAGAAAAUUGUUUGCAAGCUUGAUUUUUGCAGCCUAUGCAAUGCAACAACAAAAUUGACACAGUCUCUGUACUGUGAGGGCUAGUGUUGUGGAAUACGAUACUUUGUAGUAGGGCUGACUGUUUUUGGAGCCCCCUGGGCGCUUUUAUGCAAUGAGUAUGCCUCACCUGCCAAGACGGCAGUGGUCAGUGGCUAGAACCAACAACAAAAACAUGAAUGAAUAGUGAGAUAUCUGCAUGAAGCUUCUUGUUGAAUUAAAUAAUCAAACUUAACUCAUCACAGAAACCCCACCGAUCAGAGCAGUAAAUGAAGGUCUUAUUGCCAUCUACCA